Molecule: messenger RNA, 1169 nt
Organism: Paralichthys olivaceus (Japanese flounder)
Lineage: Eukaryota; Metazoa; Chordata; Actinopteri; Pleuronectiformes; Paralichthyidae
Gene: vox
Product: ventral homeobox
Molecular function (GO): DNA binding
Source: RefSeq, a predicted model, not a curated record
CUCAGGACUCUCACAGACUCGCCGGCGCCAGGACUUCACACACUCACAGGAUAUGUAAAGACUUCAAUAACGAGCCAUUAACCUCUAAUCAUCGGGAUCGAUCGGGCGUUAACAAGGGCCCCCCACACAUGCAAAUGACGGUGAGCGCAGGGCCCCUAUAAACGCCGGCCGUGGACAGGAGCUGCUGACACACACUCCCUCUGACAUUAACUGGAUUCACAGGUCGCUGAGCAGCACUGGCAACAUGGUCAAAUACUUUUCCGUGGACUGGCUGGCCCAGAGCCACCGCAGCACAGCGCCCACUGAGGAGCACGGAGCUGGCGUGGAUCCCACACUGACCUGCAGACCCCACAUGCCCUGCGUGGUGCAGCCGCGUCCUCCGUCUUUUGGCAGAGGUUACCUACAGCCGAAACCCAAACCAUCCAAACCCGUGGAACAUAUGGAGCCAGUGGAUAUCAACAGGCCUCUGAGCUCACCUGAACAUUCAAUAAACUGCGCCUCACCAAUUUCAGAAAUCAGCAGCUACUCCUCCGGGUAUGAGAGCGAGGCAGCUUCCUCCGAGUGUCCCUCUGUGGAUGAGGGGAGCGAGGUGGAGAAAGACGGACCUCAGCGCCGGAUGCGCACAAAGUUCACCCAGGAGCAGAUCAGCAAACUGGAAAAGAUCUUCAACAAGCACAAGUACCUGGACGCUGGAGAGAGAGUGAAAACUGCGCGGAAGCUGAACCUCACAGAAACUCAGGUGAGGACGUGGUUUCAGAACAGGAGGAUGAAGUUGAAGCGUGAGGUGCAGGACUACCUCUCCCCCCAAGUGUCACCGGUGAUGUUCCAGCCGCUGCCCCCGGCUCAGUACCACAGUGUGGCCGGACAGCAUCCCCACUUCCCCCCUGCAGGCCCGGCUUUCUACCCGGUCCCCGUCCCGCAGAUGAUCCUCCAGCAGCCCAUGCACCAACACCUCCCUCCUCAUCAUCACCGCAUGAUCCACAAUCCCCAUUUCUACUGACGAACUGAAAACUACUGAGACUUUUCCCACCUGAAACACUUAGAAUCAAAGAGAGUGCAAUCCAGAGUUGUUUUAUUUGACGUGUGUGUGUUUAUUAUAUUUGAUAUAGAAAUUAUAUGAUUCACAGAAAAUUAUUUAUCUCUAAAUAAAGUCUAUCUUCUAUACUGCA